GGGGGACCCUCCCUGCGGCCCGUGAGAUCAUCUCACUUUUAAUUAGACCGGAUCCGCCAAUUAGCCGGAGGUCAGACUGUCCCUCGAAGCCCUUUAAAAGCAGCCUGAGUCAAGUCCUUCCCAGUGGCGUUUGACAGAGUCUCAGAGAGGAUGUACAGGAUGACUUCCUCGGUACUUUGUACUGUUAUUUUGCUCUCAUGUGCUUUGAAGCUUGGUGUCUCUCAGACAGUGAGCUGUAAGGGACGGUGUGGCGGGGAAUACUACAGGGGUGAAUCGUGCCAGUGUGACUAUCAGUGCCUGACCUACAGAGAGUGCUGCAAAGACUAUGAAUCCCAAUGCACUACAAAGAACUCAUGUAAAGGCCGCUGCGGAGAAACCUUUAAAAGAGGAAGCCUGUGCAGCUGUGAUGCUGACUGUAUGAAAUACAACCAGUGUUGUUCUGAUUUUGAGACCUUCUGUGCCGCUGAAGACCCAGCUCUGACAACCACAGAGCUGUCUUCCACUUACAGCGAGGGAAACCAAGCAGAUGACUAUAUAUUAUCACAAGACAGUUCAACAUCACAACCAACAACGGAACUUGGCGAUGAUAUGUACAGCAACAUCCUUGAAAACGAUGACUUUUCCAACAAUGACGUCGAGAAUCCAGAGGCGAUUCAUGUCACAGACAGCAGCGACGGUUACGGACUUUUUACAACAGACCUGAUGGCUCAAGUCUCCACUGAACCAACCCAAGGUUCACUUGCUGUGGAGAUUACUUCAGAGACGGUUGCAGAAGCUUCUAAAACAGAGUCGACUCUCUCGGAUGGUACACAACCUUUCACCGUUCAACCCACAACUGCAGAAGUUACAGCUGAGAACACAGAUGCCAGUGACACAGGUAACCCUCAGCCUACAACAGCACCUGUUCUUGAACCUACUUCAACCUCAGGAUCCAAAGUGACGCCAACAAAGCUCACCAUCACUUCAGAGGGAGAGACAGUAGAGCUGGUGGACAUUCCACUGGAUGAGCCAGAAACCACAAGCAAACCGUUCAGCACGCAGAACUCUGUCACAAUCCUGGAAAACUCUCAGGUCACCACCAGCCCUCCCUCAUCAACGCCAGACUUCACAACGGUUCAAGAGGAAAACACUUCAAACCUCAACACUGACAGCAACUUGGAGGAUGUUACCAACAAUCCUACAUCUUUACCAGCAGAGCCCGAGGAUCCUCACACGCCCGUCUCCCCGGUGGCCUCUGGUAUCCCAACAGACCUCAACUCUGUGACGACCCUCAUCGUUUCAUCUACAGCCGUCUCUCAGGAUGUCACCACAGACAGUGUUACUGCUGUGAAAACCACUGAAGAUCCAGCUGACGCCUCCACAGAACCGAUCAGUCCCCAAAAACCUGAACCCACACCCCAAGACAAACCUGAUCCUACACCCCAAGACAAACCUGAUCCUACACCCCAAGACAAACCUGAUCCUCCACCCCAAGACAAACCUGAUCCUACACCCGAGUCCACACCCCAAGACAAACCUGAUCCUACAGCCCAAGACAAACCUGAUCCUACACCCGAGUCCACACCCCAAGACAAACCUGAUCCUACAGCCCAAGACAAACCUGAUCCUACACCUGAGUCCACACCCCAAGACAAACCUGAUCCUACACCUGAGUCCACACCCCAAGACAAACCUGAUCCCACACCUGAGUCCACACCCCAAGACAAACCUGAUCUUACAACGCAAGACAAACCUGAUCCCAUACCCGAGUCCACACCCCAAGACAAACCUGAGUCCACACCCCAAGACAAACCUGAACUCAAACCUGAGUCCACACCCCAAGACAAACCUGAUCCUACAACCCAAGACAAACCUGAUCCUACAACCCAAGACAAACCUGAUCCUACAACCCAAGACAAACCUGAUCCUACAACGCAAGACAAACCUGAUCCCAUACCCGAGUCCACACCCCAAGACAAACCCGAGUCCACACCCCAAGACAAACCUGAACUCAAACCUGAGUCCACACCCCAAGACAAACCUGAACUCAAACCUGAGCCUAAACCCCAUGACAAGCCCAAUCCAGGGAAGCCACUACCAGCAAAACCCUCCACGAAACCCGUGUCUAAGCCGCAGGGUUCUGCACAAACUGGGAGCACAGAUGACCCAAAAGAAUACCAAUCAGAUGAUAACCAUGACACAAACCUUUGUAGUGGGCGACCGGUCAGUGGAGUCACUACCCUGAGGAACGGGACUAUCGUGGUGUUCAGAGGUCACUACUUCUGGAUUUUGGACAGAAACAGGGUACCAGGUCCUGCCCAAGGCAUCACACAGGUAUGGGGUGUCCCUUCCCCCAUCGACACAGUUUUUACCCGCUGCAACUGCCAGGGCAAAACCUACAUCUUCAAGGGAGGCAGAUACUGGAGAUUUGAAAAUGAUGCUUUGGACCAUGGUUAUCCCAGAGCUGUACAAACCGGUUUUGACGGGCUGCAGGGACACAUCACAGCUGCCCUCUCUGUGCCUCAGUACCAGAGCAGAAGAGAGUCGGUCUACUUCUUCAAGAGAGGAGGAGUUGUUCAAAAAUACUCCUACCAGUUUGGCACCAGUCCAUCAUGUGGCGGAAAAGUUCAGUAUGCUGUUUACACAGUCCGCAACCGCAAAGCUCGUCAAGCAGUGUCUGUGUUAGGACCAACUAUCAACAUCCAGACUUCAUGGAGAGGCUUUCCGUCCACUGUUACAGCUGCUGCAUCAAUCCCCAGCAGCAGUGAACCAGAGGGCUAUAAAUACUAUGUCUUCUCAAGAACUAAAUCCUAUCAAGUGAGGAUGAAUGGUGGACGUCCCUUCGUCUCCAGGCCCACAGCCGGGACUUCCUCUCAGAAUGACAUCUUUAAAUGCCCCCAAAAAGUCUGACUGCAAAACAGCAACUGAUAAAUUGGACCAAAAAAGUAGUCGUUUUGAAUCAGCUUUAUUCUUCAAACAACUUCAGCACAAUUUCGAACAUAAAAAAAAAGUGAAACAAAAACAGUUAAAUGAGAAACAUCACAACACCGAACAAUUGUGAAAUGAUUAACACCUUUCUUGGGGAAUGAGUAUCCAAUGUAGUGGUAAUUUCUUUCUCAAUGAUUCAUCUUGCAAAUCUUCUUCCAUAGAAUCCCCGAGAGGGAAAAGCUUGACCUGUUGAGAUGUAAAGUGUAUCAUUAGAAAAACAGAUGUAAAAAAAUCUAUAUAAUAAUUGUAGAAAAUGUUUCUUAAAGUUAUUGCAUCAGUGUUUUUCAUCAAUAAUAAACUGUAUUACAUCC
This is a messenger RNA of Salarias fasciatus (jewelled blenny), 3278 nucleotides long. RefSeq names its product proteoglycan 4b (gene prg4b). Bases 151 to 2889 code for a protein of 912 amino acids. Lineage: Eukaryota; Metazoa; Chordata; Actinopteri; Blenniiformes; Blenniidae. The transcript has 14 exons. The record is from RefSeq and is a predicted model, not a curated record.